Messenger RNA from Grus americana (Whooping crane), 2345 nucleotides. RefSeq names its product zinc finger protein 345-like. The transcript has 2 exons. The record is from RefSeq and is a predicted model, not a curated record. NCBI's taxonomy places the organism in Eukaryota, Metazoa, Chordata, Aves, Gruiformes, Gruidae. The coding region runs from base 114 to 1910 and encodes 598 amino acids.
ACCGGUGCGGGGGGGUCUCACCCUUCCCUGGCAGCGGCGGGGUGGGGGUGGGGGGCUCAGCAGGAUGCGUCCCCAGGGGUGACACCCCCCCACCCCCCCCCCCAGCCCCGGCCAUGUCCCCCCGUAAAGCCAAACGAGUCGAAGCCGCCGCGAUUCCGCCGCCGGUGACCCCCCCUCAACCCCCCCCCGGCGUUUCCCCGGGUAUCCGGAAACGCAAAGAUUUCGUGGCGCAACCGGGGACGCGUUCGGAAGAAAACCCCAACAUCUGCGUGGAGUGCGGGCAAAGUUUCGCCCAGAGCUCCGGCCUCGCCAGCCAUCGCCGCAGCCACGCGGCCGCCCGACCCCACCGCUGCCCCGACUGCGGCAAAAGCUUCGGCGUCAGCUCCAGCCUCAGCCGCCAUCGUCGCAUCCACACCGGCGAGAAACCUUUCGCCUGCUCCGAUUGCGGCAAAAGCUUCAGCGACAAAUCCAACCUCACCCAGCACCGGCGCGUCCACACCGGCGAGAAACCGUACCGUUGCGGCGACUGCGGCAAGAGCUUCAGUCGGAGCUCGCACCGUAAGAAACAUCUCCGGCACCUCCCGGCAAACAAACGACCGUCGCGGUGCGGUUCCCAACCUCGGGACGGAAUCGUCGGCGCCGGUCCGGCUAAGACGAGACGUAAAACGCCGACGCUCAACACUUGCGGCGAGUGUUGGCAAAGUUUCGGUCAGAACGCCGAUUUGGUGAAACACAUGCGUAUCCACACCGGCGAGAAACCGUUCCAGUGCGGUCACUGCGGCAAACGCUUCAGCGUCAGCUCCAACCUCUUCCGCCAUCGCCGCAUCCACACCGGCGAGAAACCGUACGCCUGCGCCGACUGCGGCAAGAGCUUCACCGACAAAUCCACCCUCACCCAGCACCGGCGUACCCACACCGGCGAGAAACCGUACGUCUGCGGCGUCUGCGGCAAGGGCUUCAGCCACAGCUCGCAUCACAAGCGCCACGAGAAGAUUCACAAGGGCGAUCGCCCGAAUUUAUGUUCGGAGUGCGGGAAGAGUUUCCUCCACGGCUCGGACCUGGUGAACCACCAACGCAUCCACACCGGCGCCAAACCCUUCGUCUGCGGCGAUUGCGGCAAAAGCUUCCGGCAGAGCUCGACGCUCAUCACCCACCGGCGCAUCCACACCGGCGAAGCGCCUUACGCCUGCGGUUACUGCGGCAAGAGUUUCCGCGUCAGCUCCAACUUCGUCCGCCAUCGACGAAUCCACACCGGCGAGAAACCGUACCGUUGCCCGGCGUGCGGCAAAAGCUUCGCCGACAAAUCCACCCUCACCCAGCACCAACGCGUCCACACCGGCGAGAAACCGUACCGUUGCGCCGACUGCGGCAAGAGCUUCAGCCGCAGCUCCCACCGCAAACGGCAUCUCCGUAACCCCCCCGCCAAAGGCCGCGGGCGAUGCGACCGUCGCGGCGGCGCCGAGCCGUCGCCGCCGUUGUCGCCGGCCAAACCCAAGGAUGCCAAAACUGGGAAGAAACCGUCAACCAUCGAGGUGCCCAACACUUGCGCUGAGUGUUGGCAAAGCUUCGGCCAGAGCUCGGAUUUGGUGAAACACAUGCGCGUCCACACCGGCGAGAAACCGUACGCCUGCCCGCACUGCGGCAAACGCUUCAGCGUCAGCUCCAACCUCACCCGCCAUCGCCGCAUCCACACCGGCGAGAAACCGUACGCCUGCUCCGACUGCGGCAAGAGCUUCACCGACAAAUCCACCCUCACCCAGCACCGGCGCGUCCACACCGGCGAGAAACCGUACGUCUGCGCCUACUGCGGCAAGAGCUUCAGCCGUAGCUCGCAUCACAAGCGCCACGAGCGGACCCACGCUGACGACCCCCCCCUGCCCCUCUGGACCUGCCCGCCCCACGGUUUCUAACCGGCACCGGCGGCGUUUUUUUCCAACCACCCCCCCCCACCACCAACCUCGACGUUUCGAUUGGGUCGUACGGACGUAACCGGGACGGCAAAUUUACCGGCGCCGCGGGGUCGGAGCUGCCGUGUGCGGUGGGGCAAAUAUCCAACCCCCGCCCCGUGUUUGUGGGGUGCAACGUGCUCGGACGGGGGGGGGGGGAAACGACCCCAGGAGCCCUUUCCAGCAGAUUUAAUCAAAAUCCUUUCUUUUCUCCUCAAUUUUCUUCGGGGGCGCUGAGCUUCGACUGGAUUCAGGCUGGGUUUGGGUUUUGGUUUUGUUUUUUUUUUAAAAUUUUGGGUUUUCGCCGUCGCUUUGGGUUUCCCCAGGGGUUUUUUUAAAAAAAAAAAAAAAAAAGCAUUUCCCAAGUAUUAAAAAAAACCCAAAACACCCUAAACCAAC